GUUCAGAAUCCCUCUUAGGACCAAGAAUUUAGCUGCCGCUGGUGCCUGAUUAAAAAUGAAAUCAAGCGACAAUAAGGACUGCUAUGCAUUUUCAACUCACUGAGGCUUUUGGAGAAAGGUAUUUUGGCUCAGGACUCGAUGAGGACACUGGCAUUUGGAAUGCACUUUAAAUAAAGAAGCCAACUGAGGACCUGUAAGGAGUUUGUUUCUCACACUACACACUAUUACAUCCUUAACCUAUCAUGCAAUUGUGCUUUCACUUCUUUGUCUGUUCUGGUUUAAUCCAGUUUGUCCUCUUCUCUCAAGUCACCUUUUCCAUAAAUAUUCGGUUUAUUGACGGACAAUCUACCACAUGGAUUAGUCUUCAUUCUGCAACAAAAAAGCCACCAUUUUGGGCAUUUUGAACCCGGGACUGAACCUUUGGAAAGCUUCCUGGCCAUUUCACUAAGAUACUUUUAUCUCAGGUGGAAAGGUCAGCAAGAAGAGUAAACAGGUAGAGGUAUAAGAAAGCAAGUGGCCAGUAAACCCAGCUCUCAAACAGAAGGCUGCACAGAGAGGAGAGAAACAGACAAGAGGUCUGACCCAAGGACAUUGGAGCCAUCAAGAAACACAGAUUUAUUUGGGUUUAGCAGCUUCCUAUUUUAUCAUGUUACUCCGGAUUGCUGUGUGCGGAUUCUUCUUCUUCUGUGUACUAUCACUGGGAAUGGAGCAAGCAGAAGCUGGUUCAAGUUUUCUGAGCCCUUCAACUUACACACCUCAGGGCAAACCUGCAAAAAAGCCAAUCAAUAACAAGUUUAACCGUCGAGACUUGGAAAGCCCUCUGCAGAUUUUGGAGAGCCACUUCCAAGAGGAGACUGCCAAUAAGGAGUUUACGUUCAAUACACCUUUUGAAAUUGGAAUCACAAUGUCAGAAAGCCAGUACCUGGAAUAUGGACACCUUCUGCAGAAACUGCUGGUUGACGUUUUUGGGGACAACACAAUAGAUCAAUAAAUAUGAAAAACACAACCCAGAAAGAAGAUACAACGGAAUGUUAGUUACUAAUGUAUUCAUAGCACCAGCAGUGUAAAAAUUUCAAUAAAACAUUUUGCCUGUAAAUAAAA
Messenger RNA from Erpetoichthys calabaricus (reedfish), 1101 nucleotides. It is a transcript of the gene ghrl, whose product is annotated as ghrelin/obestatin prepropeptide. Gene Ontology annotation, biological process: positive regulation of growth hormone secretion; regulation of response to food; gastric acid secretion. The coding region runs from base 647 to 991 and encodes 114 amino acids. Gene Ontology annotation, cellular component: extracellular region. The transcript has 8 exons. Gene Ontology annotation, molecular function: ghrelin receptor binding; growth hormone-releasing hormone activity. The record is from RefSeq and is a predicted model, not a curated record. Lineage: Eukaryota; Metazoa; Chordata; Cladistia; Polypteriformes; Polypteridae.